CACAGCAACGGCUCCUAGAAGAAUUCGUUUCUUCGCAUCUCAGCCACGCCGAUGGAGACCAGUUGGUCGCAGUCGGACAGAUCUUGUCUACACUUGCUUUCAAGGCCAAGCUGACUCAUCAAAAGUCAUCGAAUCCUAUAGCGAUGCAAUAUUUCGCCAAUUGAAAGAGCCUGAUCAUACUGGAUCGCUGAGUCGACGCCUAGCAACUGUUCUUGUAAAGUCCGAAUAUGUCAGGGCAUGCGUACUGCUCAGAGUUGAAGAGCACUUAUGCAACUAUAUAUCCGGAUGCCCAUCCAUUCGUGAUAGUUCAUCGACAGCAGAAUUCUUGGUUUCGCAUGGUCUGAGCCAGCGAUACCGCGCUCCCAAGGAACAGGAUGAGUCUGUGUCUGGCAGCGAAAUCAUUUCCUUGGUCCUGUUUCUGAGCAUGUUAUUCAGCGACUGCAAUGUACCGACUGUCAUCCCCGAAGGCAUAUUCUGCCACCUCCUUGUCAUUCUAGGUGCUCAAGAUGAUGCGAUUUGUUAUGCUGCGAGACAGGUGAUCAUUACUCUGCUCGAAACAUCCAAAACUGGAUCUGUCAAAGUAAUGGUACCUACUCUAGGUGUAUCCGUCCACUCACUCGUAUGGUCUCGAGUAAUGGGACUGCUGCCUUCUGAACGAGAAAAUGGCGGGACGUCCAUCGCGAGUGUACUUGCCGUGUGGCUGAAACUUGCAGCCUGCUCUAAGGGCGACGAGCUUCAGGCACCGCUUCGAAAAGAUAUUUAUUGGAUACUUCUGCAGAAGAUUCUUCUUCGUGGGUCCGAUCAGCAAAGAAAACUUGGGCUUGCCAUCAUGCGGAUGUCGCUAGAUGCUAUCCAAGACCCUCGGGAAACCCCCGUGCUCGGUAUACGAAAAGAGCAGAUUGAAAACGACAAGAAUUUCUAUCAGAGGUACUGCACUCUAUUCGAGACGAUCAUCAUCGGACGGUAUCUCAAUCAGAUUGAGGACUGCAUACCAGAGCUCAACAAAAUCAGCGCCGACGAUUCUCCCGUCCAUCCAUCGUGGAUUUUCCUGCUUUUCACGCCAGCUUUCGAUUCGGCGCUGCAAGACAAGAACCGACGCAUCAUUGCGCAAUGGGUUAUGGACCGACCGGAACUACUCGCUUCACUCAGCCGACGCCAAAAUAUUUCAACCGGGGCGGGAGAGCCUUCCCUUUUAUCUCUCAUCGUCAACCCGUUCCUUGGGUGGGCUGCUCAGGGAACCCACUUUACCUCAAGUCUACUGAGGGUGAAUCGCCGCAUAGUCAGCGAGCAUGGCGCAGCGCUUUCGAGUUUCUUGUCGGCACUAAUGAAUGGACUGGAAGAAGAUGAGGCGUCCGAGCUUAUGCAUCAGAUCGUAAACACGUACUUGAUCCAAAUUCCUCCGCCUAACCCGACUGGAUUGGCAUUCAUCCUUCAUGGGAUAUACCAGUCCGCUGCGUACAGGCCAUAUAUUAUCACUGAUAGGCAUGUUGAAUUAUUUCGUCAACUCCAGCUCCCUGCCAAAGUGUCUCUGCCUCCUUCCGCUUUAAGAGUCGUUCGGAUCCUCGCUCAGCGUAUCGGUCAACUUGCCACAAAUAUCUCGCAAGUACCGAAAGAUGCCAGUCAGAUGAGCUUGGAAUCUCCGCAUAGCGACAGCACACAGGAGACGCAGGAAAGCGACCAUGGUUUACCAAUCCACCCGAAAAUCGAACUUGCGUCUCCUCGUGAAGAUUUGCAGCCGAAGCCCUUUCAAGGGUUUUUACGGUCCCUUGAGAGCACAGAUUAUCGAUUCUUGCGAGGAGAGGGACUACAGUCCGUUUGUUCGAGCGUUUAUAAUCUCCUAAAGACUAACUCAUCAGACCAAGAAGAGGAAGGAGUUGCUUUAGACCGUAUAUUACAGCUGAUCUGGGAGCGACUUGAAAUCGAAGAUUUCCCCCGCGCAACCUGCCACAUCUUCCCCAAGCUCAUAUUCCACGAAAAUUGCCUCCGUCAUGGCAUGCGACACCCAGAAUUCGCCGAUCUGGUCUCGAGUUGGGCGGAAGGGUUGCUCGACCUGUGUCGAACCCGGAUCGCGACGCUCCCCUCGCUGAUGCGAUCCGUUCGCGAAGCGUUCUUCAAACACCCAGAAGCGUUCCAGGCUUUCCAUCUCGAUUCUUUCCUUUACAAAUUUGUAUCUGAUCCUCCUAGGAUUGUGCUAGACUUUUCGUACGAAGAGUCUAUGGAGUACCUGCUUGAGCCCGCUGGGAAGGGAAGGGACGGCUCGCCUGCUACCAGCCGUCCAGAGCUCUCAACCCGCUAUGGCCUGGGUAGCGGCUUCACUCACGAAUCCUACAGUCUUAUAUGCACAUUUGACAUGUUCAAUCAUUUAUGUGCAUUGAAUGAUUCUGCCUGCUACGAUCUCUUCGACAGAAUCAUCACGCCAUGGACGAAUCAGUCAACGAAAGACGCCACCAUCCCAGCGAAAUGGAAGAGGACCUCCCAAUUGCAGGCCGCAUUCAUCCUAGCGGAGUCCGUCUUCUCCCAAGAAACUUCGAAGCAAUAUUUCGAGCCCCUGCUACGGUUGCUCUCGAUCGAGGCGAUGCCACGUUUCCGCAUCCUCGUGGAAUGGAUACUCGUCCGCUUCCUGCAUCAUACGCCCGAUAUGCACGACGACUUCCUUCGAGCAUUCGAAGGUGCAUCGAACGAUUUCCACAACCCGAAAUACACCUCAAGCUUGGUGCGCGCUGCUGUAGCCAUCGCACAGCUGCCGGUCGCGUCCGAAGAUUUCUCGAGUCGGUUAAUGGUGCUGUUGAUGGCCAUGUCGAUGUACACGAGCGUCGCCGUACGAUACGCAAGUCAAUGGGCGAUCCUUUUUCUCUUUGACAAUGCCGAAUCGCGGGGUUGGGAUACGAUCACUGGAAACCCAAUACUGAAGAAUACCGCGGCAUACUUGCAUAAACUGAAAACCGAGACGGCCGUACCGGGACGUGUCCCUCCAAUGAGGGUUGUCGAGGAUCGCAGCCUAUCAGCCGUGGUGGAGGGAUCGUUCAUCGACGCACAACCAUCCGAGCAACCCAUAGCGACACGCUUGGAUUUCCAGCUGCUGUGGGAAGAGGAUGCAAAAUCGGGUCUAGAUACCUCCCGUUUAUCGGCUACCUUACCACUCGGCAAUCCAGAGCUGCGACCGCCGGUAAAAUUACCGAAGAAGAAACAGCGAGAGGCGGUUCAAGCGGCAGAGGCAGGCGCGACCGCCGCAGCCCCCCUUCAAACUAAAGGCUACACGAUCGAGAAUAUCUUAGACGACUCGAAGACAAGCUGCCGAAACAGCGACCUGAUCCUCGUCGCGUCGCUCAUCGAAUACCCCGUCAACCUCGGCGGCCUAAGCCGCUGCGCCGAAGUGUUCGGUGCUGGAAGCCUCUACAUCCCCUCGCUAUCCGUCGUCGCGGACAAGGAAUUCAAAGCACUCUCGGUAUCCUCCGAAGUUCAUCUGCCGAUUCACGAGUGUCCGGAGAUGGGAUUGAAGCAGAUGCUGGCAGCGAAAAAGAAUGAGGGAUAUACGAUCGUGGGGAUUGAACAGACGGACCAUAGCGUGAUCCUAGGUACAGCGGAGGCCGUGCUACCCACGAAAGCGGUCUUCGUGCUAGGUAGCGAACGAUACGGUAUCCCCGGAGAGCUGAUGCUGGAGAUGGACACGUUUGUCGAGAUUCGGCAGCUGGGUAUCGUUCGGAGCCUGAACGUGCAGACGGCCGCGGCGGUCGUCUUGGCUGAGUAUGUGAGACAGCAUCGGUAGCAAAACG
Molecule: messenger RNA, 3773 nt
Organism: Eremomyces bilateralis CBS 781.70
Lineage: Eukaryota; Fungi; Ascomycota; Dothideomycetes; Eremomycetales; Eremomycetaceae
Exons: 2
Coding region: 425-3766 (1113 amino acids)
Biological process (GO): tRNA methylation
Molecular function (GO): RNA binding; tRNA (guanine) methyltransferase activity
Source: RefSeq, a predicted model, not a curated record